Molecule: messenger RNA, 3776 nt
Organism: Polistes canadensis
Lineage: Eukaryota; Metazoa; Arthropoda; Insecta; Hymenoptera; Vespidae
Gene: Crk
Product: adapter molecule Crk
Exons: 3
Coding region: 505-1377 (290 amino acids)
Molecular function (GO): protein binding
Source: RefSeq, a predicted model, not a curated record
UUGUUAUAAUCUUUUUAAUGCUAAAUAUCGUUAUACAAUUUAUACAAUAGUGAGAAGAAAAACACUUGCAUGAAAAAAAGAAAAGAAAAACAAAACAACUUGAAUAUCGCAAUGAGUUAAACGUAAUUGAGUGUAACAUCUGAACAUGUUCAUGUUAAACAUGCCCGUGACAUUUCUGUGCUGUACGAAUUCAUAUGGAAAACAUUUGAUAACGAAGUGUUGUUUAUAAAUAAGCGUCGAACUUAUUAAGAAAAUUGAUAAUUUUCACAAAAGAAAUAUACAUAUAUAUAAACACAUAAUUAUUCCAUAAUUAAAUUCUUAUUUAAUUAUCGCAUUGGCAUCAUUUGUUAAAUUACAUGACUCUGAAUCACUUAGUUGUGUAUAAUUUUCUCUGCUAUACAUGAUUUUAUGUGACGCUCCAAGUGAUUCUUUUCGCAAUGCAUUAGGAUUAAAUAGUAAUUAAGACUACUUCUCGGUACAAUAGUACAAUUAAACUAGAGAACAAUGGCUGGUACAUUUGAUCAGUAUGAUAAAACCAGUUGGUACUUUGGUGCUAUGUCACGCCAAGAUGCUUCUGAUUUAUUAAUGGGAGAAAAAGAAGGUGGAGUUUUCUUAGUACGUGAUAGUACAUCUAUCCAUGGAGACUUUGUUCUUUGCGUUCGAGAAGAUAGCAAAGUUAGUCAUUAUAUAAUUAAUAAAAUACUACAGGGUGAUCAAAUAUGUUAUCGAAUUGGUGAUCAAAUGUUUCCUGAUAUUCCACAUCUUUUGGCAUUUUACAAACUUCAUUACCUUGAUACAACGCCGUUGAUCAGACCUGCACCAAAAAAAACUCAAAAAGUAAUUGCGAAAUAUGAUUUUGAGGGUAACGAUCCAGAUGAUUUGCCAUUUAGAAAGGGAGAAAUUCUUAUUGUGAUCUCAAAAGACGAAGAGCAGUGGUGGACAGCUAGGAAUAGUGUGGGUCAAACUGGAUCAGUUCCAGUUCCCUACGUGCAAAAAUAUGAAGAGGAUGGUCAUGCUAAUACCGAAAAUAAUACACGAUUGGAAUCAGGUAGCAAUACUUCUGCAUCUAAUUCCAAUUCAAUUCCUCCUUCUUUAUCACACGUAGUAUCUCACUCAGAAACAGGAUCAGGUACUGCUACACGUAGAUCAAAUAUUCAGAGAACAUUACCUGCUUUUGCAAAAGUGAAACAAGCAAGAGUGCCAAAUGCAUAUGAUAAAACAGCUCUAAAAUUAGAAGUAGGUGACAUGAUAAAGGUAACAAAAACAAAUAUAAAUGGCCAAUGGGAAGGUGAAUUACAUGGCAAAGUAGGUCAUUUUCCAUUUACACAUGUAGAAUUUGUAGAUAAUGAAACUGGUGAAGACAACCAAGAAAUUUAACAUAAAUCUUUCAAGUAAUGUACAGCAUAUGUGAUCAAUGAAGACCACUUUAUCACCUCAAUUUAUUAGUAUUGCAGCUAUUUUAUGUACCAAUACAGAGAUUUACACUUCUAUAGUCAUGAAAGCAAUAUUGAUUUUUGGGUAUUUUUUUCUCGAGUCAAGAACAGUUAUAUGCAUAUGCGCACACACACACACACACAUUUGUAAGAGAAAAGAAACGGAAUCAUAGAGAAUAAAGACCGCUUGAAACAAUCUACCAAUUGUUAAAACUAAAACUUAUAUAUGCGCUUCAUAUUUGUAUAAAUAGACACAUGCUUUAUAUUAAAUUAAAACUUUAAUCUUUCAAUAUUAAUUUUUAGUAUUUAAAUUCAUAGAAACACUAUUUAAACUCAAUAUAUCCAAAUAAUUUCACAUAUGCAUAGAUACAUCUACAUUUACAUUUAUGUGCGCUCUUAAAAGAUAUUUAAAUAAUACCCUGAUAAUGGUUGAUAAUAAAUGAAAACAAUUGUUUAUAAAGUUAAAUUAUAGAAAGAAUUUACAAUAAGCUUAUAUCUAUUGUUGGGUAAAAAGCAACUUGCAUAUUAAAUUCGUAAUUAAAGUACAUUAUUGAGUCAUAUUAUAUUGUUUUUUAGACUGGUUUAUAUGAAAUAAAAUGUAUGUAUAUUAUUAAGUUAUAUUUCUCUUACGUUAAUAUCUAAGUUUUUCCAUGAAUUAUUACAUUUAAUGUAUAAAUGUAUUUUUUAGUCGUUUAAUGACUGUUGCAAGAGUCAUUUAACAAAAGUAUUUUAUUAUUAUAUUAAAUGCUAUUGAUUCACAAUAUAUCAAAUAUCUAAACAAAAUAUAAUAUAAAUAGUAUAAAAUAAAUUUUGGAUAAAAACUUUGGAUAACGAUGUUAAUAUUAUAAAAUCUUUUUUUAUGGUAUUUAAAAAGAAGUUUAAAAAGAAUAGAAUUUAUGUAUAGAUAUAUAAUAUUAUGUAUAGAUAAUAGAAGAUCUUUUAUUAUAUACUUUAUGCGCUAAAAUAUAUUUAAAUGUGAAAUUUUGUUUAGAGGUAUCCAAAAUAUCUUUGUGUUGGUACAUACAUUGUACACUGCUUACUGUUAGUCAUAGAUCACGUUCUCAAACAAUGAUACACUAAUGAUGAAAAAUGUAUUUAAUGAUGGAAACAUGAAUUGCAUUAAAUAUUAUAUAUAUAUUUUUUUUUUAUCUUUUUAAAUGUAAAUUUGCGUGGGUUUUUACAUUAUUGCCGUAAUAUUUGCUUUAAUAUAUCUCAAAAAUUAAAAGUUCCUAAUUAUAAGAAUAUAAUUUACUUUUUAUGACAUCAAGAGAAUUUAUGCUAUAAGACACAUGCACAAUAUAUUAUAUAAAAUUUAUUUUCUUAGGAGGCAUUUGAUAUUUCCAUCAUCAUACAAUAAAUGACCAUGUUCUUCCUAAAAGCAUUUACAGUAUUAAAAAAUAAAUAAUAUUUCUAAUGUACUGUAUCAACGAACGAAAUUGAUGUAUAUGAGAACAUCUUGAAUAGAUAAAAGAAAAUUCGAUUCGAUAAUAUUGUAUUUAUCGUAUUUCAAAUGUACUAGAAUUUCACUUUACAUGGCAUUAUAAUAUAAACUGAAACGAAAUUUUGAUUUUGAGUUAAAUAAAAUUUCUACUCAUUUGGCUGUAAGUAGAAAAGAAAGGAAUACAAAAGAAAAUUCCUGUGGUACUAUUCAUACAACUACCGCUUGUAAUGCGCUAAUUAUUGUUACCGAGAAAUAUGCGUUUAUAUAUGGUAUGAAUGAGGCGUAUGAAUGCGUCAAUAUAGACUCUACAGCUGGAUACUGAGGAGCCUUUUGCUUAAUAUGAAUAUAAUUUCAAAUAAUCUACUAUAGCAUAUACCAAUAUAUUAUAUAUAGUAAGUCCCAAGAGUAUUCGCAUCACCACUGUUAAUUUAGAACAAUCAAUAUCUUUUUGUAGUAUAAUAUCUCAAAAUUCUUAUAAGCAGAAACAUAUUUAAGGAUUAUUAAAUUUUUAAAUUGAUAUAAAUUUUAUUGCAAAAGAGCAUUUUAUUAUAACAGAAGUAUAAUUUACCAUAACUGAGAAAAAAAUGUUUUCCUGCAAUAAAAUUUAUAUCAAUUUAAAAGUUUAAUAAUCCUAAAAAAUAGGUUUUUGUGUAUACAAAUUUUUAAGUUUUGCAUUAUAAGCAAAUAUAAAUUAUUUAAAAUUUACAGUGGGGGAAUGGGCAUGAAUACUCCUAGGACUCAUUAUAUAUAAUAUAUACAAUUAGUAUAUGUGUGGUAUAUAUGGUAAAUAUAUAUUUUAUAUCAAUUUAGUUUAAGAAUUAAGAAUUAGUAGCUAAAUCAGGACGCACUGAGCACUUUUUUUCAGGCAGCAUCAUGAUUGUGAAAAUAUAAAUGUAUAAAUU